Serpula lacrymans var. lacrymans S7.9 is the source of this 1962-nucleotide messenger RNA. RefSeq lists its product as uncharacterized. The coding region runs from base 129 to 1448 and encodes 439 amino acids. Gene Ontology annotation, biological process: biosynthetic process. The transcript has 10 exons. Lineage: Eukaryota; Fungi; Basidiomycota; Agaricomycetes; Boletales; Serpulaceae. Gene Ontology annotation, cellular component: mitochondrion; cytoplasm. The record is from RefSeq and is a predicted model, not a curated record. Gene Ontology annotation, molecular function: pyridoxal phosphate binding; L-kynurenine:2-oxoglutarate transaminase activity.
GAUUGUGGUGAGACGAAGAACUCCAAGUGCUGUAUAGUGUUUACUUCAUCCGCGGAGAGUCAGCACAAGCUCGAAGCUCUUCUCGUUCUCUUUUCCUUAACCGCUUCACAACUUGUCGAUACCGAUCUAUGUCUCUCUCACCCAAACACAUGAACGGCUCCAAGAACGUUGAAGGUAGCGAUCGCAAGAAUCUUAUUCCCUUCGCCUCUCGACUCUAUGAAGGUCGUGCUUUGGCCCAAGAUGUCUGGUCCAUCUAUAAUGCUCUCAACUUACCUGCCGACUGUAUCAACCUUGGACAAGGAUACAUGAAUUUCUCUCCCCCGAAAUGGGUCACUGAAGCUGCCAACGACGCCUUGCAGGUUGUCGCCACGAACCACUAUUCUCAUCCCAAAGGCCGCAUACGCCUUAGGGAAGCGAUUAAGGCAUUCUACGAGCCAUCUUUCAACAGAUCCCUUGAUCCAGAGACAGAGAUUCUUGUUACGAGUGGGGCCAAUGAAGGCCAGUAUUCUGUCUUCACGGCAUUUUUAGAGCAAGGAGAUGAAGUUAUCAUGUUUGAGCCCUUCUUCGAUCAGUAUCUACCAUCGGUGACUUUCAAUGGCGGAAAGCCCGUCUAUGUGCCGCUGCAUCCGCACACUGAUAAGGUUCGACCGACCAGCAACGACUGGACGAUCGACUUUGAUGAGCUGCGACGGGCCAUAACUCCGAAAGCCAAAAUGAUUAUCAUCAAUACACCUCACAAUCCCGUUGGGAAAGUAUUUACCAAAGAAGAGCUCGAGAAAAUCGCUGUGAUUGCAGAAGAAUUCAAUCUCCUCGUUAUGGCGGACGAAGUCUACGAUUGCCUUGUUUUUGAUGGGAAGGAACAUGUUCGUUUCGCAACUUUACCAGGGAUGUGGGACCGUACAGUGACGGUUCUCUCCGCAGGCAAGGCGUUUGCAGCGACGGGGUGGAGAAUUGGCUGGCUGAUUGGCCCCCCCUCCAUUAUCGCGCCUACUCUUGCUGUAACGACACGUAUCGUAUUCUGUACCAACUCACCAUUGCAGGAAGCGGCUGCAGUUGGGCUUGAACAGGCAAAGGAGCGUAACUUCUUUGCCAUUCAAAACCGGGAGUACGAGGAGAGACGCAACCUUUUGACCAGUGCUUUUGACAAACUCGGUCUGAAAUACAGCAUGCCAGAAGGAAGCUAUUUCGUAUUACUCGAUAUAUCCAGGGUUGAUUUCCCAGAUAACUACCCAUUUCCCAAGUCCGUAGAAGGCCGGGGACGUGAUUUCAGGGCCUGCUGGUUCAUUGCUAUGGAGCUGGGCGUAUCUUCUAUACCCGUCAGCGAGUUCUACUGCGAACAGCACUGUACGAUCGGUGAAAGUUAUGCUCGCUUCGCAUUCUGUAAGGAUCUUGACACCUUAAGAAGGGCCGGAGAACGACUUCAAGGUCUGAGUAAGUAUAUCAAAUAAUUGUCAAGUAAUUGUUGUUACACUAGAUGUCUCUGAUUGUGAAUAUGUAUGUAUUUUGUGUAUGGAUGCCAUAAACUCUCACAAAUGACGCACCAAGCCUUGAGCGGAGCAAGUGCAUAGAUAUAGUGCUGCAUUGCUCGACACACUUAGGUGGCGCCGUGACAGCAUUUUACAGCACAGAAUGUUCACUCGGGAUCUAAUGCUAACAGCCAUAAACUGCGAAUUGGAUUUUUGAGGCUCGGCGUUUCAGUUCUUGUCGCCCGAGAUCUGGGAGAAGAACAAGGUAAUACAGUCCUAGACGUGCAUCAUGAAGGCACUGCGAUAAGGGGCGAGCUUCAUAGAAAAUUGAUAAAAUUGAUAAAAUUGAUCUGCACCCACGGAGAGUUACUUCACAAAAUGUACCGUUCUGUCAAACCAAUGGUCACUGCCCCUUAGUGAGCUGAUGCAACGGCGUUUGAUGGUUGGUGGAUGAAUGUGUUUGAGAAAUGUGGAACGAGGUGCAACGAGCGGCCGC